Molecule: messenger RNA, 615 nt
Organism: Nicotiana tabacum (common tobacco)
Lineage: Eukaryota; Viridiplantae; Streptophyta; Magnoliopsida; Solanales; Solanaceae
Product: zinc finger protein GIS-like
Biological process (GO): negative regulation of abscisic acid-activated signaling pathway
Source: RefSeq, a predicted model, not a curated record
AUGGAGAGUGAGAAAGUAAGCCAUGUCCAACCAAAUAAUUCAGAAGACAACAACACAAGGUCAUUUCCAUGCUUAUAUUGUUCAAGAAAGUUUCAUAGUUCACAAGCUUUAGGAGGCCAUCAAAAUGCUCACAAGAAAGAAAGGACAGCAGCAAGAAAAAACAAGAGAAUUAUGUCAUCUCAUCAUGAUCAUUAUGCUGCUAACUUUUCUUCAGUACUUCCACAAGGACCACUUGUUUUUGCACCUAACCAUCCAAUUGGCCUUAUAAAUCAUCCUUCUCUUUACAUAACUGCUCAUGCAGCCAACUUUUGUCAAUUUCCAGCUGGGCAGCAGCAGCAAUUUUCUACUAGUAGAUUUGGAUCAAAUGGUGCACCAAGAUUUGAGAAUAAUGCAAUGGUGUAUCGAAAUGGGAAUUAUUUGAGUAAUAGUAAUCCGUAUGUUCAUGAAGGGGAUGAACAAGGUUUCCCAAAAUGGCAAAAGAGUAGUAUUAUUAGUCAAAGAUGCAACAAUAAUGAUUUCUUUCAAGAAUGUGAAGAUGAUCUGAACGUACCAACUUUUGUUAAGGACCAUGAAAGGGAUAGAGAUCAGAAGCUUGAUUUGUCACUCCAUUUAUAG